GUUUUGGUUCAAUUGUGUGUUGUUCCAUCUUUUUCAUCGCACGCACUCCCAGCUCUGCUCUGGUGUUCUUCUUGGCCCCCAAUUUCUGAUUUGGAAAAACAAAAAAGAAAAAAUGUCGUGUACGCAUGAUCACAACUGCGAGGAUCACGAGUGUUCCUCCGAUUGGUCACUCUACAAGCACAUCGAUCUCCCCAAGGUGUCUGCUCUAAACGAGUCUGUCUCUGGAAGUGCUAAAUCGGUCUUCAAAGCAUGGGAACAGCGUUUACACUCUUCUGGGGAGCAUUUGGAGAGCAACGAAGGAGACCCUGAAUUGCUUGUCUUUGUACCAUUCACAUCAGACGUCAAGAUCAAGAGCAUAUCAAUUGUUGGUGGUCCUGAUGGAACAAGUCCUUCUAAGUUGAGAGUGUUCAUCAAUCGUGAAGGGAUUGACUUCUCUGACGCUGAGGGCAUGCAAGCCGUUCAGGAAUGGGAGUUAGCUGAAAAUUUGCAAGGUGAAUUAGAAUACCAGACCAGGUAUUCGAAAUUCCAAAGUGUUGGCAACAUCACAUUGCAUUUCCCUGAGAGUUUUGGUGGUGACACAACCCAAAUACGCUACAUCGGUUUUAAAGGUGAAGCAACCCAGUUGAAAAGGGAUGUUGUUGCAACGAUUGUAUAUGAGAUAAGACCGAAUCCUUCAGAUCACAAGACAAAAGCUGAGACUGGUGGAGGUUUCUCACAAGUUGAGUGAAGAUAUUAUCUGCUUCCAACUUCACUCCUUAGCCUUUUCACAUACCUAUGUUUCCUCAAUAAGCUUUGGCCUAUUGUAACAAACAUAUAUGUAUCGAAUAAAAUGCCGGAGACUUGUUAAAUGUGGAAUCUUUCUAUACUUGAACCGGUAUGAGUUAUUUUGAACUUUUAUAACAAUGAACUCUAUUUUAUUUUAUGCCUAA
Molecule: messenger RNA, 929 nt
Organism: Raphanus sativus (radish)
Lineage: Eukaryota; Viridiplantae; Streptophyta; Magnoliopsida; Brassicales; Brassicaceae
Exons: 9
Coding region: 113-727 (204 amino acids)
Source: RefSeq, a predicted model, not a curated record